AUGUGGGCUGUGGAAAUGGCGAUGGCGAACGACGCAUGGGCGCGCGCUGCCAAGGCCGGCACGCCGGUGGCUGUCGCGAGCAGCGCCGCGGCUGAGCCCGACGCGACGAAUACCGGGGCGCCCGGCGCGGCGCCGCGGCCGGGCACCAAGCGGCCGCACCCGCAGGGCAUGGCCGCCUACGAGGCGCGCGGGUCCUGGUCGGGUGGCGCGGCGCCCUUUGAUCCCACCUGGCCUUGA
Monoraphidium neglectum is the source of this 237-nucleotide messenger RNA. RefSeq lists its product as hypothetical. The record is from RefSeq and is a predicted model, not a curated record. Bases 1 to 237 code for a protein of 78 amino acids. NCBI's taxonomy places the organism in Eukaryota, Viridiplantae, Chlorophyta, Chlorophyceae, Sphaeropleales, Selenastraceae. The transcript has a single exon.